AUGAGCUUUGGAUAUAGCAUUGGAGAUUUUAUUACCUUGGGAGACAAGGCAUGGACGAUCUACAAGAAAUGCAAAGAAGCACCAGAGCAGUAUGCACAGCUUUCUCAUUACGUGGAAGUGCUGCGUAUUGUCAUAGACGACGUUCAUAAAUUCUUGGAGGACGGGGAGCCGCCGGACAGCGAACGCAAACUCGCUUCUCUAGUCUCGUCAGCCCAGGGUUGUGAGACAACGCUAGCAGAGGUCGAAGAAUUCCUGGAAAAGCACUCAAAAGUAGGAAGCAAGAAUAAGCGGGUGAUUGACACUGCCAGAUUCAUAAUCAAGGACGUGCAAGGGCUAAGAUCGAGACUGGAAAUGAACGCUCAGUUGCUGCAGCUUUGUCUUGUAUCGUUCCAAAGUUUGUCGAUUGCGGUGGUACGGGAGAACCUACAUCAUAUCACCGAUGAGUACCGCUCCGGGACACGUGAACCGACGGUGCUGUCCAGCGUUCUUCUGGACAACGACAUGACACGCGUAGACGACGAGGACCUCUACGAGCAAAUCAUUGUCGACCUUGAGGGGAAAGGAACCCAUCCGGACUGCAUUACUUUGCACAACGAGUACAUCAGGGGUUGGAUACGCGACAUCACUCUCCAGAACAUACAAGGUGAAGAAGCAGAUGGAGCAACAGCCAUAACCGCGUCGGACCCCACUGAACUUGCCGUUGUGCCUGAGACUAGGAUUCGUUCCUGGGUUGCUAGCACAGAAAUCGACUCUGAGAGUAAAGUUUCCACGUUGGAGAACAUUGAAGUUGAGGUGCCACUGGAUUGCUCCUCAAUGCCUGGCAGUAUCGCGGGCCUUCCAAGCGACGACAGUGGUCCGUCACCACCGGACCAGCCUAAUCCGGAGUACGUCAAACGGGUCUUAGGCUCGCUCCUGGAUACCGACCGUUUCUUGCUCUGCAAUUCUCCAGACGCACUGCCCAGGAUUCAACGCGUCUAUGAGAGACUGGAUUACACUCAACGUGGGUGCCUAACGCGGAGCGAAAUACUCAAAGCAUCACAGGACGCAUUAGAAUACGUUGGCAUCACUGGAAUCGCCCUCGACAAGCUGCGUCUACAUGCAGUCAUCUCCACGUUUGACGAAUACAGAGUUGGCAAGUAUGACGAACAGGCGUUUACAUCCUUCGUACGUCAUUUGCAGCAACUUUGUGUCAAAGCAAGGCGAGAGCAAUUGGCCGAAAUAGUCACCUUCUACGGUGCAGAAGCCAGGGCCUACCUUGAUUCUGAGCGGAUGCAUCAGAUUGAGGGACACAUGCAAAACACAAAGCUGGAGAAGCUUGAUCUCGGCAGUCCGAAGUACAUUCCUCCCUUCGGCUGGUCUGAGAAUGCGCCUGGCUCGACCGUCCGCUUUCGGGACAACAUAAGUGGUAAAGACGCAGAACAACUUCCACUUGUGCACAGAAAAUCUUUCAGCACCAUGGCUUCUGAUGCAGCGUGGGCUGUGGAAAGGAUUGACAUUAUUCAGGCCGAAUGGUUGCCGUUCGUACCAGCAGGUCUUCGCCAACCGUUUCUGGAUGGGUUCAACAAAGUCCGAAACGCAGGACUCAAGUACACAAUCUUCGAGAACGACGGCGACCCCUAUCGGCUCAGUGAUCUGGACGACUUUGCCGUCAGCUACCAUAUAAUGCGAAAGUUGGAACCGGGCACCCUUCCGGCCGCUCUUCAUCCCAUCAUGCAAGAUCUCGAAAUGGCCCGCAUUUACAGCUUUGAAGCGCUCGGGGAUAUCCUUGCUUUUGUUUACCACCUCGCCAGAUCUCUGCAAACCGACCAAGUCGUUCAGCGCUUCUCCAUUCUGAAUUCAUCAUGGAGGGCAACCCAAGCACUGAGCGCUUCUCGUUUGAUACUUCAGCGUCUAAACGGAUGGAGCGACGUGGUGGAGGCGACGAGGAAGUGCCGGCAGAUCAACAUAGCGAUGUUGCACAAUCGAGCCUUGUCGAUAUCUCAAGAGUCCCUGCGCUGCCAGCUGAGUGAGGUGCUGUUCGAAAGCACGUUGCUGGAAAUGUCCAUAUCGGGUCUCAAGCCAUCGAAGUUGUUUUGGUCAAGUGCUGUGCCAUUGAACAACCGCUAG
Messenger RNA from Purpureocillium lilacinum, 2106 nucleotides. The record is from RefSeq and is a predicted model, not a curated record. NCBI's taxonomy places the organism in Eukaryota, Fungi, Ascomycota, Sordariomycetes, Hypocreales, Ophiocordycipitaceae.